Molecule: messenger RNA, 603 nt
Organism: Microthlaspi erraticum
Lineage: Eukaryota; Viridiplantae; Streptophyta; Magnoliopsida; Brassicales; Brassicaceae
Source: the annotation of a GenBank genome assembly
AUGACGAGCGUAGGAAAGGAGAAGGUUACUUGGAUGAAAUUGGAGACGGCGCAACUUGAUGAUCACAAGAGUUAUUGUAAAGUCAAGAAAGCUCUUUGCAGCCUCCAAGAAGUAAUAAGGGACCAAACGUUCGAUGAGAAAAACAACACUGUCACGAUCAAAGUGGUGUGUUGCAGUCCUGAGAAAGUAAUGAAUAAACUCUGCUCCAAAGGCAAAGGAUACAUAAAGAAAAUCCAUAUGACCGAUCCGCCCAAAUCUCAGGCCGAAAAGCCCAAAGUACCAGAGAAGCCGAAAGAAGCAGAGAAGCCCAAAGAUGCUGAUAAGCCCAAAGAUGCUGAGAAGCCCAAAGAUGCUGAUAAGCCCAAACCAUCAACAGCCGUAGCGACGCAUGCGUAUCAUGAGCCGAUGAUGGGCACGGUUGCGUACAACGACCCUUAUCACGGUUCUUACUAUGGAUCGAGCUCGAACCAACCAAUCGGGUAUCCUUCAAGGCCGGUUUACGAGAACUGGGGAGGUGGGCCACCGCCGCCGUGGAACCACCACGGUGGUGGACCUAACUACUUUAGCGACGAGAACCUUAACAGUUCAUGCUGCAUUAUGUGA